UUGAAAAAGAAAGCAAGACAAUACAAAUUUCCUCAUAAAUUCGUGUUGUGCCCUGAUAAAAAGUCUAACUAACAGGAUAUCGUUGCCAAAUAAAAUUACUAUUACUAUUACUAAACAUUUUUAUUGAAAAAAAAUGUUAAAACGUACGUUAUGAAUGUCCCAAACCCAGUGGUGAAAACUAAAAGUGCCAUGGUAACCAUAGCUGAAUAUUCCAAGUGGUGAAAAUUGUGGCCCUGACUUGUGGCUGUCACCCACUAUCGCAAAAAAAAGUCCGCGGACUGUUCCGAAAAGUUGUUUUUCUUUGUCGCUUCUCCGGUGAAUAUUUGUUUUAGACGAUUCUUCCCAUCAAAUGUUAUGGACAAGAACCGAAAUCUCCUAAUCUUAGUGCUUACCCUCGUGUGUGCCACUUCUUUGCGAUGCGAUUUCGUCUGGAAAACUCUCGUCGCUGGGCACAGCUUGUUUUUCCUCCCGAAACAACCCCAGAGAUUAUCCGGCCGGGCAGCUCCUCCCUUUUCUCCGCUCCGCUCCGCCUGCUAGGUUCCACAAGCAGUAGCAUGGCCAACACGAUCGUGACUAGUGUCGACCAGUACAACAAACUCAUCAGCACGCCAGCCCUAACCGUGAUGUUGUUUUCCGCUGACUGGGCGGAACAGUGCAAGCAGAUUCUCGCGGUGAUGACGGAACUGGCCAGGCAGUUUUCCGCGGUUCAGUUCGUGGACGUUCCGGUGGAGGAACUGUCCGAGGUGGCGCUCAAGCAACAGAUCGAUGCCGUUCCGACGGUGAUCUUCUUCCAGGCGGAAAAGGCCAUUGAUCGGAUUGAUGGUGUAGACAUUGCCGCGCUGACGACCAAUUGUCGAAAGCUGGCCGGAGCAGCAACAUCAGUUGGUGGAGGUGCCAAGGAACCGCUGGAGGAUCGGCUACCCUCGGACGAACCAACCUAUGGAUGCUGCGAAUCAAAAGGAUUUCUUAAAGCCACUGCCGAAUUCCGAUUCUUCGUCGUCGUCGUGGGCGAUUCAUCAUCCCUGUCUAGAUUGAUAGUUUGGUACCGCGGAAUUUCUACAAUAUAGGUAAUUCAUAAAAGCUGGAGCAACAUUUGAAAGGGGCGCAAUUCUCUACAAAACCGGCCGAUUUCGACCAUUUUUAUUUUUUGUAUUUUUUGAUUUGGCUCAAACUUUGUGGGGGCCUUCCCUAUGACCAAAGAAGCCAUUUUGCAUCAUUAGUUUGUCCAUAUAAAUUUCCAUACAAAUUUGGCAGCUGUUCAUACAAAAAUGGUACGUAAAUAUUCGAAAAUCUGUAACUUUUGAAGGAAUUUUUUGAUCAAUUUGGUGUCUUCGGCAAAGUUGUAGGUAUUGUUAAGGAGUAUUUAGAAAAAAAUAGGUACACGGAAAAAAAAUUUCCCGAUUUUUUUAUUAACUUUUUUUUCACAAAAACUCAAAUUCCCAAAAUACGUAUUUUUUGAUUUUCGAGAUUUUUUGAUAUGUUUUAGGGGACAAAAAUCCGCAACUUUUGAGCUAUAGAGAAACAUGGUCAAAAAAUCUGCCGCCGAGUUAUGAUUUUUUGAAAAACUGGUGAUUUUUGGAAAAAAUCGAAAUUUCAUACAUAAAAUUUUUUUGACCUCAUUUUUUUAUGCAAAAUUGAAUUUGCAAUCGAAAAGUACUUUACAGAUUUUUUGAUAAAGGGCUCCGUUUUCAAGAUAUAGCCACCGAAAGUUUGAUUUUAGCGAAAUAUUUGCAGUUUUUCGAUUUUUAAAAAUAGUGACCAUGAGUGACCAUUUCUAAAAAUAUUUUUUUUGAAAAGUUCAGAAAAUUUGCUAUAAAAUUGUCUAAGAGACAUUGAAGAUUGGACCUCUGGUUGCUGAGAUACAGCGGCUUAACCCUCUACAACCUAACCCCGCCUUUAGACGGGCUUCGAUCUAAAAAAUCGCCAAAAAUCAAUUUUCCAACCGAUUUUUGAUCUUUAAAAAGCAUUGGAAAGAAGAACUCUUAAAAUUUUAGAAAAUUUCAGGGUUGGAAGUUUAACUUGUUUUAUGUGACUUUGCCAAUGUUUUUAAAAAUGUCAUUUUUUUAGGGGUCAACUUUGGCUGUGUUUUUUACUAACAUUUCCUAUAUUUUCAGUAAAAAGAAGUAUGCAGUAAUUUUUGUAGUGUCCCAGACUAUGCCUCUACGCAUUUUUUUUGCAAUUUAAAUGAUGAUGGUGCGAUUCUAUAGCAGAAAAUGUGAAAAACAUGCAAAAAAUUGAAAAAGUGACUGUAAAAACAUGAAAAAAUUAGAUAGGCGAAAUGUUAUUAUAUUAGGUGGUAGAGUAGGCCAAAUACUACCAAAAACAAACAUAAACUAAACAAGAUAAAUGCAAAUUAAAAAAACUAAAAAUGAAACAAGAAAAACAUAAAACAAGAGAAGUAAAGUUUUUCGUAAAACAAAAGUUGCUCAAAAUGACCUCCUGAACACGGGAAAAAUAAAUAU
Messenger RNA from Culex pipiens pallens (northern house mosquito), 2462 nucleotides. RefSeq lists its product as uncharacterized. The record is from RefSeq and is a predicted model, not a curated record. Lineage: Eukaryota; Metazoa; Arthropoda; Insecta; Diptera; Culicidae.